This is a messenger RNA of Sclerotinia borealis F-4128, 840 nucleotides long. The record is from the annotation of a GenBank genome assembly. NCBI's taxonomy places the organism in Eukaryota, Fungi, Ascomycota, Leotiomycetes, Helotiales, Sclerotiniaceae.
AUGGCAAUGCUAUACACAGACGUGGUCACUUAUACCAAUUCUGGCGGUCCGGUCGACAACACAGUAACUUGGCUAUAUGCCUCCAACUCGAGAUAUACACCCGUAUCAAAUGAAGGCACAAAAGUAAUUCGCCUUACUUCCGACGCAUCAAUAUCACAUACCUCCUUGAGGACAAUCUUCGAAACAGUCAAGACAACUGUACCAUCCACCACCAUAAGUGUCGCCUCCUCUUCAACUAGCUCUGUGAACACAAAGGCAGUUGCUCUGAGCGAAAUUAGUGUUUACAGUUCGAUUUUGGAAACAGCCACGGAUCCGAAUUUGAAAAGUCAAUUGAGUGCUGCUAUGAGCCAACGGAGUACUUGGGCUAGUUUGACCGAUAGUGUCAUUACGACUGGCAGUGGGAGCGGAAGCACAACGUCCGGCAGUGUAAGUGGAAGUACUAGUCUGCACACGACAGCUAGUACUCCCUCGAGCAAAACCAUUCCUCCGACAAUAUAUAUCGGACCAUCAGGAACAUUAACUACCCUCUCACCCUCCCAACAAACUGCCUUUGACCAGGCAAGCAAAGAUGGCGCUCACAGAUUAGUUGUCUACGAAGUACUCGGGUGUCUCUUUGGCAUAUUCAUUCUCUCAUGUACACUUGGAUUGCUCGGCUGUUGCUGUGUACGAAAGCGACGUCGACGCCGAGGACGAAAUGCCCCGCCACUCACCGAAUACGUUUCUCCCAAUCUAAGUUCAUUGAACGGUUUGAUGGCUGAAAUGGGGAGGAAAAUACGAAUAGGGAGCAGGAGAAGAGGGCUGAGGGAAUUAAGAGAGUUCCGAGGGUUCCUAGGACGAUGA